AACAGUUGAACGUACUUUCAGAAGAAGAGGCUGUUGUGCGUUACACCAUUUUCAGAAAAACAUCCGCCAUCAGCUUGACUGCACCAUGGGAGCCGUUCUGGGACUCUGUUCCAUGGCUAGCUGGAUCCCCUGUCUUUGUGGCAGCGCCCCCUGUCUGUUGUGUCAAUGCUGUCCAGGUGGAAAUAACUCGACCAUGACUCGCCUCAUCUACGCCUGCUUCCUGCUCCUGGGAGUGGCUGUUGCCUGCAUCAUGUUGAUGCCUGGCAUGGAGGGCCAGCUCAAAAAGAUUCCAGGAUUCUGUGAAGGAGGGAUGGGUUCAUCUUUUUCUGUUACAGAGGGCAAAGUGAACUGUGACAUUCUGGUUGGCUACAAGGCUGUGUAUCGGGUUUGCUUUGGAAUGGCCAUGUUCUUCUUACUAUUCUCCUUACUUAUGAUCAAAGUAAAGAGCAGCCAAGACCCUCGAGCAGCACUUCAUAACGGAUUUUGGUUCUUCAAGUUUGUCGCAGCCCUUGGCAUCACUGUUGGUUCGUUUUUUAUCUCAGAGGGCCCUUUCACUACUGUGUGGUUCUACAUCGGGAUGGCAGGAGCUUUUUGUUUCAUCCUCAUCCAGCUGGUUUUACUCAUUGACUUUGCUCAUUCCUGGAACGAGUCUUGGGUGGAGAAGAUGGAAGAGGGCAAUUCUCGCUGUUGGUAUGCAGCUCUACUUUCAGUCACUGCCCUGAACUACCUUCUGUCCCUGGUCUCUUUGGUUCUUUUCUAUGUCUACUACACCCAUUCUGAUGGCUGCACUGAAAAUAAGGUCUUCAUUAGCAUCAACUUGCUGCUGUGCGUCACAGCCUCUGUCAUGUCUGUUCUACCACAAAUUCAGGAGUCCCAGCCCAGGUCUGGCCUGCUGCAGUCCUCCCUGGUUACACUGUAUACCAUGUAUCUGACCUGGUCUGCAAUGACUAAUGAGCCUGACAGAGAUUGUAACCCCAGCCUUCUGGGCAUCAUUGGGCUUAAUAGCACCAGCCCUAAAGGUCAGGACCAUGUGGUUACAUGGUGGGAUGCUCAAGGGAUUGUGGGAUUGAUUCUUUUCCUCAUGUGUGUCCUGUACUCCAGUAUUCGCAAUUCUUCAAAUGCCCAGGUGAACAAGUUGACUCUGACCACUGAUGAGUCUGCUUUGAUCGAGGACGGACCCCAGACAGACGGCUUUGAGGAAGGCAGCGGCCUGAACAGAGCUGUGGACAAUGAGAAAGAUGGGGUCACCUAUUCUUACUCCUUUUUCCACUUCAUGCUGUUCCUAGCGUCACUCUACAUCAUGAUGACGCUCACCAACUGGUACAGCCCUGACUCCAAUUAUGAGACCAUGACCAGCAGGUGGCCGUCUGUGUGGGUGAAGAUCUCCUCCAGCUGGAUCUGCAUUGGCCUUUAUGUGUGGACUCUGGUGGCUCCCCUGGUCUUGGUCAACAGAGACUUUGACUAAAAAUCACACUUUCCUGCAACUCAAAUGUAGAUUCAUGCUUUGCAUCUCCUGUGUUUUCUGUCAUCAGCUAUAUAAGAUGUAACCUUGCACCUGUUAACCAUUACAGAGGCAGAUUAGUCCUGGUAUUAGAGGAUCUCAAAGUGUUCAGUGUACUUGUUUUUGGCAUAUGCAAUGUGGGAGAUGAGUAAAGCCUGUGUGCAUGCAUUUAUUUCAUCUUCAUUCCCAGUAAGAUGAACCUUCUUGUGACAAGUUGUAGCAUGUUUUUAGUGAACCCUUGCACUGAUGUAGUUGUAAAUAGGCUGAGUUUGUUCUGUGGUUUAUCCAAAGUGACUAAUCGUUAAUAAGCAUGUUUUCCUUUAAGCAGUGAAUAUUUCUUCGCGUUUUAGGAGUGUUGUGAUGGCUUUAAUUGUCUCUAGCUGUCAACCUAAUGGUCUCUAUAGUUUUGGGACAUGUGAAACGCUCCACAGAAAGUCACGCUCAAGCAGAGAGAUGUCUGGAACUGGGAACACCGUUCCACUUCAUUGCAUGAAUCGUGCUGUGUCGGUGUUUUAUGUGUUAUUUGCAGCUGGCACAUACAUAAAACUUCCUUUUAUUGACUGAUUAGUAAUGUCUAUUGUGUAAAAAUAAGACUGGUUAAAACCUCUUUGUAGUGUUAUUAGAUAAUAGUUGAGUAUUAUGUUUCUCAUAAAGCUAUUACAUCCCUUAACUAAAAUAAAGUGAGAAAAGAA
Poeciliopsis prolifica (blackstripe livebearer) is the source of this 2193-nucleotide messenger RNA. RefSeq names its product serine incorporator 1 (gene serinc1). NCBI's taxonomy places the organism in Eukaryota, Metazoa, Chordata, Actinopteri, Cyprinodontiformes, Poeciliidae. The transcript has 10 exons. Gene Ontology annotation, cellular component: membrane. The record is from RefSeq and is a predicted model, not a curated record. Bases 86 to 1465 code for a protein of 459 amino acids.